Camellia sinensis is the source of this 2727-nucleotide messenger RNA. RefSeq lists its product as uncharacterized. NCBI's taxonomy places the organism in Eukaryota, Viridiplantae, Streptophyta, Magnoliopsida, Ericales, Theaceae. The record is from RefSeq and is a predicted model, not a curated record.
CAUUGGUGAAUAACUUUAAUCCUAAUUUUUCUAUUCGCUUUGGAGGUGGUAACAUUGUGUUAAUCUUGUUUGGGUCCAAGGUUGAAUUGGAUAAGGAUUUCAGUUCGGUAGCUGUGAUUAUCCAGGAGACUUGUAUGAAGAGGUAUGAUCUUGGGGGGGAGGAAUGUGCAUUAGAACCCUCUCGUCUUGUUUGGCUGCAUUGUUUUGGCAUUCCUUUCCAUCUGUGGAAUCUGAGUACUUUCCAGAGGAUUGGCAACUUGUAGGGUGACUUCAUCAGAGUUGAUUCCUUGGAUUCAAAAUCACUAGUUUGUGGAAGAAUUCUAGUGCACACUAGAGUUAUGGAGUCUAUUAGCUCAAUGGUGUAUGUGGAGUGUAAUAAUAAGCAGUUUGCUGUAUCAGUGUUAGAGGGGCAGGUAAGUAUGGACUUUGCAGAGGAAAUAGAGCAAAAGUGGGGUCUCAGUUCGCAUGCCGAGCACCGGUCGGAAUCUUCAGUUGUUGGUGGUAGGAGCAAGAACACGCAGAGGCCUGAGGUGGCGGUGGAUAAUGAUGAAGAGCAGUUCUACUCUUCCCAGAAGGCUACAGGGCUUGUAGGAGCUGUAGUAGCUGGCAUGCAUGGUCAUUGGGACUCGGUGUCGGCAGUGAAUGAAUCAUGCUCUGUGCAUGAUGGUCAACGGGUUGAUUGUCAUAAGGAGGGAAGUAAGUUUUUGAAUUGUGUUCGGCCUGUUAAUGAUCUGGGUCUUGUUAGGACUCAGAUGGGCUUCAUGAGGAGUAUCAGUACGUCAAUUGGGCCACAACCAAGUUCGAAUUUAGAAGUUGUGCUGGGUGAGCCCUCUUUUGUUGGGCCUUCUCUUGGCAUAAGGUGUGGUAUUUCUGAUUUAGUAAAGGUGGGCCAGAUUAUGGAGGUUGAGCCUUCUAUAAUUGGGGAUCAUCUGCAGGUUGCGGACAUAGAGGGUGGCUCUUUUGAGUCGGUGGAGGAUGGCAUCUCUGGGAGCACCACUGGUGUUGUCAAUAAGGUCCAUUCAAAGGCCAAUCUUCAACUCAGGGGUGGGAAAAAGGAACGCAAAAAUCCUCUUCCUGUGGAACCGAUUCGGGGGGUUACGAGACCUUAAGGGCAGAGGAGCAGAAAUCAGUUAACCUAUACGAAGAAAGGAGCCACCCUUAAAGCUGCGAUUGCGACUUUUUCGCUGGCAUCGUCUUCAAAGUCGAAUUCUAGCAGAGGGAGAAUUAUUCUCAAUGAAGCUCAAGCAUCUGUGCAGUUGGGUAAAGCUUUGGGUAUUGACUUUGAUGCCCAGGAGGACGUGGUGCUUAGCAAAAUUGCUGAUUUGGAGAGGAAUGAUUUGGCAAGGAUUGAGCAAAGGAGGAAUCAGCAAGGUAGUGUUAAGAUCUGGUGUAGAGGACAAAUUGGUGUGGACUUUUGGUGCCUCAGAGGUUUACUCAGUGAAAUUAGCCUAUGAAUGGAUUUCCUGCACUAACAGAUCAAGUGUUCUAGUGCCUAGUUUGCUUUGGAAGGGCAUCUCUCCACCUAAAAUGCAAUUCAUCUGUUGGCUGGCAUAGAGAGGCAGACUCAAAACUUCUGUGCUUCUUCAGAAUAUUGGAGCUCUUGAUCCCAGUGGUCCCUCUCUUUGUUGCUUUUGUAACUCAUGUGCUGAAGAUGUGUGUCAUGUUCUUCUUUACUGUCAAUUUGCUUGGCAAAUCUGGUCUGACUUGGUAAAAUGGUGGAGUUUGGUGUGGGUUAUGCCUGAUAAUGUAUCUCAGCUUUUGGAUUGGUGGAGUGGCUUUAAAUUUAAGAAAGUGCUUCAGAGUAUGUGGGAUGCACUGCCAUCUGUGGUUAUGUGGUUUGUGUGGAAGGCUAGGAAUGAGAUCAGAUGUGCUGGUUCUGGGGCUAACUGGUGUGAAGUUUGUAAGUCCAUCAAGUUACACAUUGCCUUUUUGGUGAAGUAUCACAAUAAAGGGGUGGAUUGUUCAAUCAAUGAUCUGUUAUAUAAUUUGGAUUCCAUCAGGGGGUUUUGAAUUGUGGCUCUGCUACUGCUGUCUGGUGGGUGCUAGUGCUGUCGCUGUGUUGGUUUGCUGGGGUGUGUUGGGGUGAUCACUUCAGUGCCCAUUAGUUGAUUGUUGUUGGCUAUGCUGGUGUGUGGCUCUAUAAAUUUGCUCUGGUUCUAAGUUGAUGGCAUGUGUGUAGUUCUGCUUCUGCUGUUCUGUGGCAUUCUGUGGGGUGAUCUAUUGCUUGUUACUGCCUUGCUGGUGAGUGGCUCUGGUCUGGUCUGCUGUGAAUGGUGAUCUAUUGCUUGUUUCUGCCUUGCUGGUGAGUGGCUCUGGUCUGGUGUGUGGCUCUGUAGAGUUGCUUUGCUGCUGCUGUUUUGUGCUGCUGGUGCGUGGCUCUGUGCUGCUACUGUGUUGGUUGGGAUGUAGCUGUUGGCAUGCGUUCGGGUGAUUUUAGUGUGUCCUUCAGUUGCAGUUUGCUUCAGCUGUUUUUAGUUCCCUAAUCUCUAAAGGCAUGUGUUGGGGUGAUUUUUGUGUGUCCUUUAGUUGGAUUUGCUUCUGCUGUUGUGUGUUGUUGUGUCUUUCUUUUGCUGGUUGAACACUUAUCAACUAGCCCUUGGCUUGUGUUAGCUCUCUUUUGGGUGGCUUUUUUGUGCCAUCCUUGUUUUUUUCUUUAUUCAUGUAAGUUGUAAGGUUUCCUCCUUGGUUCUUAUUCAAUAAAGUUCUUUUCGCUGAUCAAAAAAAAAA